AUGUCCUGGAAACUAACCAAGAAAUUGAAAGAGACUCAUCUGGGUCCUCUGGCCAACACAUUCUCCCGCACCCCGGCAACGCCCCCCCUUUCAGAGAAAGAAGACAAAAGCCCCUCGGCCCUUCCUCAAACACCGAGUCCUACAAAUGAGAGCACCAUAGCGGCCUCGGAAGACCUCACGCAGGCACCGGUUAUCGAGCCCCCAAAGCCCGGCAUCCUUGUCGUUACGCUACACGAGGGCCAAGGCUUCUCCCUACCAGAGCAACAUCGGGACUCGUUCGGCUCUUCCCACCCUGGCAACUCGUUAUCGACCGGAAAUACACUCAGCAGCGUGGCCGGCUCCAUCCGGCCGGCAUCGUCGUCACGCGGGUUAGGCUUCAUGAAUGGCGGCCGACCUCAGACGUCAUCGGGCGGCUUCAGCGGAAUUCCGACAAACCACGGCCGAAUCUCGGCCAAGUACAUGCCGUAUGCCUUGCUCGAUUUUGACAAGGUCCAAGUCUUUGUCAACUCAGUCGAAGGCAACCCCGAGAACCCGCUGUGGGCUGGAUCCAACACGCAGUACAAGUUCGACGUGUCGAGAGUGACGGAGUUAGCUGUACAUUUAUAUAUCCGGAACCCCAAUGCGGCCCCCGGCUCUGGCCGGAGCCAGGACAUUUUCCUCGGCGUCGCCCGGAUCAACCCCAGGUUCGAGGAGAGGCAGCAAUACGUCGAGGAUCCCAAGGCCAGCAGAAAGGACCGCGAAAAGGCGGCGGCGGAGUUUGCGAACCGCGAGCGCUCUCUCGGACAAAGCGGCUUGGAAUGGGUAGAGGUCCAGUAUGGUACAGGAAAGCUCAAGAUCGGUGUUGAGUACGUGGAGAACCGCGCUGGCAAGCUCAAGAUCGAAGACUUCGAGCUCCUCAAAGUCGUGGGCAAAGGCAGCUUCGGCAAGGUUAUGCAGGUGCGGAAGAAGGACACAAACCGUAUCUACGCGCUCAAGACGAUCCGAAAGGCCCACAUCAUCUCGAGAUCCGAAGUCGCGCAUACGCUGGCCGAGCGUUCGGUCCUCGCCCAGAUCAACAACCCCUUCAUCGUCCCACUAAAGUUCACAUUCCAGAGCCCCGAGAAGCUGUACUUUGUCCUGGCAUUUGUGAACGGCGGCGAGCUCUUCCACCACUUGCAGAAAGAGCAGCGCUUCGAUGUUAACCGCAGCCGAUUCUACACCGCCGAGCUGCUCUGUGCUCUCGAGUGUCUCCACGGCUUCAACGUUAUUUACCGCGACCUGAAGCCCGAAAACAUUCUUCUAGACUACCAAGGUCAUAUUGCCCUGUGCGACUUUGGCCUGUGCAAGUUGGACAUGAAGGACGAGGACCGUACCAACACGUUCUGCGGGACGCCCGAGUACCUCGCCCCCGAGUUGUUGAUGGGCAACGGCUACAACAAGACGGUCGACUGGUGGACUCUCGGUGUGCUUCUGUAUGAGAUGUUGACGGGACUGCCACCGUUUUACGACGAGAACACCAACGAGAUGUACCGGAAGAUUCUCAGCGAGCCCCUGCACUUCCCCGGACCCGAGAUUGUGCCGCCUGCGGCCAAGGACCUCUUGACCAAGCUGCUGAACCGCGACCCUCAGCAGCGGCUGGGGGCCAAUGGAUCGGCCGAGAUCAAAGCACACCCCUUCUUCCACGCCAUAGAUUGGCGCAAGCUUUUACAGCGGAAGUACGAGCCUCAGUUUAAGCCCAAUGUGGUUGAUGCGCUUGACACGGCCAACUUUGACCCCGAGUUUACGUCGGAGCCGCCACAAGAUUCCUACGUCGACGGAGAUGUUCUCUCUGAGACGAUGCAGAACCAGUUCACUGGCUUCAGCUACAAUCGUCCAAUUGCCGGCCUAGGAGACGCUGGCGGCAGUGUCAAGGACCCUUCUUUCGUUGGCAGUAUCCAGGACCGCAGAUAA
Lasiosphaeria miniovina is the source of this 1929-nucleotide messenger RNA. Its product is annotated as kinase-like domain-containing protein. Bases 1 to 1929 code for a protein of 642 amino acids. Gene Ontology annotation, molecular function: ATP binding; protein serine/threonine kinase activity. The record is from RefSeq and is a predicted model, not a curated record. The transcript is spliced from 4 exons. Gene Ontology annotation, cellular component: nucleus; cytoplasm. Gene Ontology annotation, biological process: protein phosphorylation. NCBI's taxonomy places the organism in Eukaryota, Fungi, Ascomycota, Sordariomycetes, Sordariales, Lasiosphaeriaceae.